Messenger RNA from Cyphellophora europaea CBS 101466, 1626 nucleotides. RefSeq lists its product as uncharacterized. Gene Ontology annotation, biological process: carbohydrate metabolic process. The transcript has a single exon. Lineage: Eukaryota; Fungi; Ascomycota; Eurotiomycetes; Chaetothyriales; Cyphellophoraceae. The coding region runs from base 1 to 1626 and encodes 541 amino acids. The record is from RefSeq and is a predicted model, not a curated record.
AUGAAGCCCACAUUCCUCACCCUCCCCCUUCUAGCUACGGCCAUCCCUCCUCAUGACCGCGAUGCCUCACGAGUCACGAAUUUCGGCUCGCAAAGACGAAUAGGCGCCGAAUAUACACAGCCUUCACAAGAUGCGCCGUCUCCCCACCUCAAGAGCCUGGUAGGAGCGCUCGAGGUGAUGCAAGAUGAGUACUUCGAUACCUUCUCCGGCACCUGGCCUGCCGCCAUCGACUGGACCGCUGCCGUCAUGGGCACUCAGGUCUCUGCGACUCUUUCGAGCAUAGUAUCCUCCUUCGAGCCUGUGAUCGAUCGAUGUCCCGAUGCGUUGUGGUGGCAGAACAUUAUCAAUAAGUACUUUGCACAUACCUCGUUCUUCUACUUUGGCGAGAAUGCGUUUGCGCUGCGCAAUCAGGCAUACGACGACAUGCUUUGGGUCGUUCUCGGCUGGCUCGAGAACAUCAAGUUUUCCGAAAUGUAUUCGGCCCGUCAUUUUCAGGUAUUUGCGCAUCAGCAGGUUAGUUUUGCGGGCGAUUGGCACGGCCUACAAUUGAGCCCCAUGGCGGCACAUCGAGCGCGUAUUUUCUACGAUCUAGCAUCGGAUGGUUGGGACGAGUCUCUGUGUCACGGCGGUAUGAACUGGAAUCCCUAUUUGACGCCCUACAAAAAUGCCAUUACGAACGAACUUUUUACAUCAGCGAGCAUUGCGAUGUAUCUCUACUUUCCAGGAGAUAACAACUCGGCCCCAUUUUUGCAGUAUACGGGACCCAGCAUGGUUGACAGUAUCGCGAAACCACACAACCCCCUCCAUCUCGAAAACGCCAUCAAGAGCUACAAAUGGCUCCAAGAGUCCCGCAUGACCAACCGCGCCGGCCUCUACCAAGAUGGGUAUCACGUAACCGGCUGGCACCGCUAUCCCAACGGCACCAUCGACCGGGGCACCGGCGAGUGCGAUGAACUCAGUACCAUGGUCUUCACCUACAAUCAAGGCGUCAUACUGUCCGCCAGCCGUGGUCUCUGGAUGGCCACCGGCGCUCGUAGCUACUUGGACGAUGGACACGCAUUGAUCGAAAGCGUCAUCCGCGCCACGGGCUGGCCAAGUCGAACCAAGACCUGGCACGGCUUGGGACGAGGCGGCGUCAUGGAAGAGUACUGCGAUCACCGCGGGCAGUGUAGCCAGGACGGCCAGACCUUCAAAGGCAUCUUCUUCUGGCACCUCGCCGAGUUCUGCCGCCCGCUAUGGGCGACCGAAGAAGACUUCAUCUCCGUGCAUGCCCAAACUAGCUUCGACCGCAGCAUCUACCAGUACCACCUAGACCGCUGUGCCGCCUACAAGAAAUGGAUCAUCCACAAUGCCGAGGCGGCGGAGGCCUCUAGGGACGGAAGCGGCCGCUUCGGUAUGUGGUGGACCUUUGGCGAGCUCGACGCCGAGACUAUGCGGGAGAUCAUCGAGUCGACGCAGCUGCCGGACGGCGCUGAGGAUCUCGUCAAUCCGAAGUACGCGGACGGGCAGGCACCACGGGUGGAGAACGGCGACAUCAACGACCGAGGCCGCGGCAGGACUGUCGAGACUCAGGCUGGUGGAUUGGCCGUGCUGAGGGCAAGGUGGAAUUGGGAUAUAUACUACUAA